Molecule: messenger RNA, 3689 nt
Organism: Aspergillus neoniger CBS 115656
Lineage: Eukaryota; Fungi; Ascomycota; Eurotiomycetes; Eurotiales; Aspergillaceae
Product: putative histone acetyltransferase
Exons: 4
Coding region: 185-3427 (1080 amino acids)
Biological process (GO): regulation of DNA-templated transcription
Molecular function (GO): histone acetyltransferase activity
Source: RefSeq, a predicted model, not a curated record
GUGGCGCCCCUGGCAAUUCGUUCUAUGCUUCCCGAUGCCCGUUUCACGCGCGGCACCAGAUGAUCGUCUACUUUCGCGGGGAGCCUGAAUAGCCUCAACACCUGGGCUUGCCUUGUAUCUCAAAUCCCCGAAUAAUUAUCUGGCGACUAUUGUGACAGCCCUGGCGACCACCGUGACAUAUACUAUGCCGGCUAUCGUACCGCUAGCCAACGAGGACCCCGGGUCGAAGACCCCGGCCGAUAUGGUGGACAGUGACCAGGAUGCGGAAGGGGAGGAGGAAACGGACCUGUAUCAGAUGGAUCAGCAGCUUCAGGACGCCGCGCACCGCGCUUUCACCGGGGAGGCUGCGGACGAUACUGCGACUGGAGACCUUGGGGAGGAUCAGGACGCAGAAGGGGAGCCGGAUAAUGAGAUGAGUCUGGUCGGAGAUCAGAACGAUACCGAGCCGGUUGGCGCAGUCAAGGUGCCUCAGAAUGGCCAGUCUGCCGACGACGAUGAUGCAGCGUCGGAGGCCGCUGAUGCGGAGGCAGAUCCGGCGUUCGAAAAUCAGAGUGACAGCGACCAGGAGGCGCACCGUUCUUCAUCGAGCAGUCAGGAGUCGGAUGAGGAGUGGGAGGGCGAAAGCAAUGACCACGAAGAUGCGGAGGCGGAGACUACGGUCCGCGGAAACUGCAUAUUUUGUGGGCAAGAUGAAGAUAAUGAUCCGAGUGAGGAGUUUGAGGAAUAUUUGACAUGCGCAGUCUGCGGCGAUCAUUCGCAUCGGCAGUGUGCCCGCGAGCAAAACGCACUAGGCGAUGCAGAAGAUGCCAACCCGUGGAGGUGCCCGACGUGCGUGCGCGAGAAGUUGAAGCCUAGUGCGGAAGAUGGCGCGGCGCCGCAACGGGAAAACAGACAGAAAAACAUGCGCAAGGAGCUCCUGCCGGCUCAUACCGGUGAAGACGGCUCCGAUUUCCAUUCAAUUUUCAACACAGUCACUGUCAACGAAGAACUAUUGAAUAGCUCUCGGUCGCUGCGAAAGAGAAAGACCAUGUCUCUUUCUGCCGAGAUUGAGGAACAUGCGCCGGUCCUUCGCAAACGGCAACGCCAGACACCGCUGCGCUAUGAUCGUGCGGACUCUCGUGAACAGAUGGCUGAGACAGCUGAUGGCAUGUCCCCGGUACGGACUCGUUCGCGACGUACGCGUAGGAACGAGCAGGAGCACUGUCGCGUGGUGUUGAAGCAAUUUGAGCGUCUUGUGAUGGCGUUUCGCGUCAACGAGUCUAAGCUGUCUAAGAUUCUCAAUUCUCGCAGCAGGUCACAGAUGAGAAGCAGAAGGACCCCAAAGCCACCACCCGUCACUCACGAGCCUCAGGCUCACUUUGCACCGAUUACACCCGCCUCAUAUUAUACCCCAUUCUAUUCAUUCAGCGACCGUGAGACCGAUGAGCUAAAGGGCAAGCCGUACGGGGGCAUUCUGACUGAAGCGGAUGCGGAUACCUCCAAGACACUUCCAACACACCUCGACCGCGAAAGGUUCGAAAAGGCCCGCCAAAGAGCGGAGGAAGAGUGGCAAAGACGAGCUCUAGAAGCUGAGAGUACAGGGGAAACUGUACAGCAUGCGUCGCAGAAGGUGUCCGGUCCCCCCUCUAGAAUCAAAUACAUCAACUUUGGCGGCUACGAGAUUGAGACUUGGUACGCUGCACCAUACCCGGAGGAGUACAGUCGCAAUCGCAUUCUAUACAUUUGCGAAUUUUGCUUGAAAUACAUGAACUCAGACUAUGUCGCGUGGCGCCACAAGCUUAAAUGCCCGGCGAAACACCCUCCGGGCGAUGAGAUUUACCGUGAAGGGUCCAUAUCGAUCUUCGAAGUUGACGGACGAAAAAACCCCGUUUACUGUCAGAAUCUCUGCCUGCUCGCCAAGUUGUUCCUGGGUUCGAAGACACUCUAUUAUGAUGUUGAGCCGUUUCUAUUCUAUGUCAUGACGGAGUUCGAUGACUUGGGCUGCCAUUUUGUUGGCUACUUCAGCAAAGAGAAGCGGCCUAGCUCGGCUAAUAAUGUCUCUUGCAUUCUCACACUCCCUAUUCACCAACGGAAAGGUUAUGGAAACCUCCUCAUCGACUUCUCGUACUUGCUCACGCGCAUUGAAGGCAAGACGGGCUCGCCGGAGAAGCCUCUAUCUGAUAUGGGGUUGGUUUCUUAUAGGAAUUACUGGCGUCUCAUUCUAUCUUACCAGUUGCGGAGUCAAAGGACGCCGCUUAGUAUUACCGAACUAUCUGAGCGGACCGGUAUGACCGCAGAUGACAUCGUGUCCGGUCUGGAAGCUUUGCGGGCGCUUGUCAGAGACCCGGUGACAAAGACUUACGCCUUGCGGCUUGACUAUCGAUAUUUUGAGGAGUGCAUCGCCAGCUGGGAAAGCAAAGGAUAUGUCCAGCUUAACCCCGACGCGCUCGUAUGGACACCUUACAUCAUGGGUCGGAGCAACCAAUCCCAGUUUGAUCGCGCCCCGUUACACGCCGUGGCACCCCGGGAGGGCCUGGAGGAUGAAGAAAGCGAGGAUGUGAAGGAGUCUGGAAACGAAGAAGAGCGACAGUCUCCAACAGAUGUUGGCGAGUCUAAGGAGGAUGGCUCUGGUCCUCCGACCACGAAUGGGACUGGCGACGUCGACUCCGAACAGCUUCCGACUGAGCCAGCUGGACCUCCUUCUACUGAUAUGCUCUCUAAUGUGAACGGCUUCCGUCAUCCGAAUACGGCGUCGGCGACCUCGAGCACACCGGCCGAGUCCAAUCCUGCUGGAGACGUCCCUGCCUGGAGAUUUGAGAUCUAUCCUCCAGUGCAAGCACCAUCCCAUAAGAAGCGUCCUGGCCGACCGUUCGGCAGCAAAUCCGCCAAGAUGGGCGGGACACCAGUUGCCGUUCGGACCAGUGGCCGCAAUACUCCCAGACGAGCAUCCGUUUUGACGUCCGUGACUCCUUCCGCAAAUCCAGCUAGUGUUCGGCGCGGCCGUAGCGCGAAACUGAUUGACUCCCCUGCGGUGGAUUCUACGAGCGCAGAGCCGGAUGGCAUUGAGAACGAGCCGUAUGAUGAUAUGGAGAAUACACCGGCAGAUGGGCCAGAUACGACGUCUCAGACCCAUGUGUCCACCGAACCCGAAUUGAGCGCCAAUCCAGCUGUCGGUGAGGACGAGCUGCCCACGUCCAAUGGCACUACGGAUCCGGAGAAUGAAGCAGCCGAGACGACUAAUGUCGAGCCUGUGACCCCUUCCAAAGGCAAGGGUGUGGAGGGGAAGCCCAAGCUCACCAAGUCGGUUAGCCGCAAGUCCUACGUGGAGAAGCUUGAGCUUAUGGUGCCUGCCGAGGACACCGCUCUAUCGGCGCACGAGAACGGCGUUGCAGACAAAGCCGAGCGCAACGGUACCGACGCGGACGGAGACGCUGUGAUGGAGACCUGAUCCUGCGACAUUGUCUAGGGUCUGGAGGUUUCGAAUGCAUUUCCAAAAGAUUUUACUAUUCACGAGGCAUUUCCCGGGGCGUUCUUUGCGAGUUACUGAUGUUGGGCGUGGGGUGUUUUUGUUUCUUGACUCUCAAGUCUGGCUUUGACUUUGCUUACGGGGAUACACUUCAUGACUUCACCUACUUGGCUUUGUCUCUUUCUGCCUCUACACGUCUAUUUGUUCUCUCUGCACAUUGUACUAAGCAAGGAGUGACGGGGUC